Messenger RNA from Insectozyma verbasci, 2073 nucleotides. The record is from the annotation of a GenBank genome assembly. Lineage: Eukaryota; Fungi; Ascomycota; Pichiomycetes; Serinales; Debaryomycetaceae.
AUGAUUAAUGAAAUAGAGGAUAAUCUUAACAAUCAGACUACAGAUUCACUGUAUAAUACACAUACAAGCACACCUACAACCACAGCAUCAAAGGUACCUAUUUUACAAUCACAAUCAACUCCUACAAAUAAUGCCACUCCAUCUUUAAGUUCACAAUCAUCACCACCAAUACUACAAAAUUUCAAUCAAGAUAAUAAUAAAUUUAUAAAAAAUUUAUUUGACAAUAAUGUUUUAACUCAUGGUUAUGUACAUGGUCAUAUUCAUAAACAUAAAGAUCAUACACAUAUCCACGGGCAUAUUCAUAAUCAUGAUCAUGAUCAUCAUUUCAAAAAUCAGCAACAACUGGGACAAGAACAAGAACAAGAACAAGUACAAGAACAAGAUCUCAUACCUACAGAUAUAUCAUGUCCCGACUUUGAAAAUUUAGCAUUAUGUAAAGAUGUAUUUUGUAAUGAUUUAGAUGAUUGUUUCUUUUUAAAUUGUGAUGAUUCAAGAAUAUUAAAUUGUAAUAAUUUAGAUGAAAUUUGUUGUAAUGAUAAAUAUUGUCAAGAAGCAGAAAAUGAGAAUUUGAAUAAAAUAUGUGAUGGUGUUAAAACUAGUGCAGAUGAUUCAAUAAUUUGUAAUAAUCCAAAUUGUGACCAGCCAAAUGAUUGUUAUAAAGAAGUGGUCAAUUCACAUCUAGAUAAAAAUAAUCUAUGUGAAUUACAAUUAUCAAAGAAACCCAUAUUUGAAAAUUUGAUAAAUAAUGUACAUCAAAAUGUACAUCAAAAUCUACAAUAUCAAAAUGAAGAACCAAUACAGGAACCACCGACAAAGAAAAUUAGAUACGAAAAUAAUGUACUUAGAUCAGAUUUUGAUCUACAUUUCCCUCAUCAUUGUCAUCCUGAUGAUGUUAAAGAUUCAAAUAAUCAUCAUCAUUUCCAUCAAUCAUGUUUUCAUACAACUAUACCUGAAAAAUCAAAUUCAACAAUAAAUUUUGAGAAUAUAAAUGAAGAAAUGAUGAAUGAUUUUGAUUUCGUCAUACAUUUCAAUCAAAUGCUAAAUAAUAAUCAAAAUAACACAAAUGUGGAAGUUAUAGAUGAAAAUAAGCAAAAUGAAUUGCCUUAUUCAUGUCAAUGGGAGAAAUGUUUUAAAAAAGUGAAUGAUGAAACUUUAUUGAAUCACGUAUUAAAUAAUCAUAUAGAAAAUGAGAUUACUAAAAAUGUAUCAACUUAUCAAUGUGAAUGGAACGAUUGUAAUUUUAUGAAUAAUGAUUUAAAUUUACUUAUCAACCAUCUAAAUACUCAUAAAUCACAAUCUACACAACAAUUACCACAACAACCAAAUAUAUUAACUCCAUUAUCUACAACUACGAUAAAAUCAACACCUGCAUCACCUAUAAAUUAUCAAAAUAAUGAUCUAAAUAUAACUUCGAUGAAAAUUUUGCCCAAAAAGAGAAGACCCGAAACUGAAGAUUUAGAAUUCAAAUGUAAAUGGCAAAUUGGAGUUGAUUCACAAAAUAAUCCAAUUCCAUGUAAUGUAAAACAUGCAAAUGCAGGAGAUUUACAGAAUCAUUUAAUCAAUGAUCAUAUAGGAUCUGGAAAAUCAAUAUAUAAUUGUCGUUGGAUUGGAUGUGAACGUCAUAAUGGGAAAUUUUUCACCCAACGUCAAAAAUUGUUUCGUCAUAUUCAUAUUCAUACAAAUUAUAAACCUUGUAAGUGUGAAAUUUGUGGUUCUUGUUUUGCUGUUGAUUCAAUGUUACUACAACAUUUACGAACUCAUAGUGGCGAAAAACCAUUUAAAUGUCAAGAAUGUGGGAAAUCAUUUGCUACUUCUUCUUCAUUAUCAAUUCAUAAACGAGUACAUACUGGUGAAAAACCAAGUAUUUGUAAAUAUCCAGGUUGUGGUAAAAGAUUUAGUGAAUCAUCAAAUUUGUUAAAACAUGAAAAAAUACAUGAAAAGAAUUUUAGGUGUCAAAUAUGUAAUGAAAUAUUUGAAAAGAAGAAGGAACUAACAAAACAUAUGAAGAGUCAUAAAACUAACAGCUCAAAUAAUAAUGGUUCAAAUUUAAAUUAUAAUCUAUUAUCGAUUUAG